AUGCACGGCAGUACCGCCGCCCUGGACGCCGUCCACCACGCCGUCGUGGCCGCCGUCGCCGCGGCGUUCGUCGCUCUGGCCGCCGCGCUCCUCCUCCUGCUCUGGCGAAGAAAGAAGCGCAUGGCCGGCCGCGGCCCCGGCGCCCCCCACGGCUUGGCCUCGUCCGACGAAGCUCCGGCCGCACAGGCACUGCCUCUGCCGGUGGUGCCGCUGGCCGACGUGGAGCGCGCCACCGACGGGUUCCACUCGAGCCGGGUGAUCGGGCAAGGCCCGCACUUCACCGUCUACGCGUUAGCAGCGGCGUCCCCCGGGGCUAGGGAUCAGGAGGCUCAGCUCGCCGCCAAGCGCAUGCGGCCGCACCUCAUCCUCGGCGACCCGGGCGGCCGCCGCUUCCCUCCAUCCGUGAGGUCCCUGCCCAUCCUCCCGCGCCACCCCAACCUGGCCGCGCUCGUCGGCCUGUCCGAGGGCCCCGGCGAGCGCGUCCUCCUGGUCCAACGCGCCCCCGCCGGCUCCCGAGCCCUCCACGCCCUCCUCCACGACGAUAAGCAUCCACCGCUCACGUGGCGCCGGCGCGCGGCGGUCGCGGCCGGCGCGGCGAGAGGGCUGGCGCACCUGCACGCGCACGGCGUGCCGCACGGCCGCGUGCGCCCCUGCAACGUCCUCGUCGUUGCCGCCGCUGUCGCGGGCGGCGCGCGUGCCGUGGUCUGCGACUACGGGCUGGCGGGAUUCCUCGGCGACGUCGUCCGUGCGGAGGAGGAGGACGACGUGUACAUGUUCGGGGCGCUGCUGCUGGAGGUCAUGACCGGCAGGCGGUGGGACGGGGGCCGGCUGGCGGGCUGGGCGCUGCCGCUGAUACGCCGCGGCGGCAUCGGCGUGUCGGCGGAGGAUCGUCAGGUGCUGCUGGACGCGCGGGCCGGCAAGGCAGAUCUGCAGCCGCGGCUGCUGGCGCGGAUGGCGAGGGUGGCUCUGGCGUGCGUGGGGAACAGCGACGCGCGGAGCCGGCCCGGCAUGGCGGAGGUGUCGGCCAUCCUCGACGACGUGGACGCGGCGUACGGGCGCUGCCGGGACGACGGGGUGCAGCCGGAGGAGGACGGCGGCGAGGAGCGCCACAGCGGGUGCCUCCUUGGCCCGGGCCGCAGCGCGCACAAGGCGGAGAUGCUGCUCCGGAAUCCGGUGUGA
Messenger RNA from Brachypodium distachyon (stiff brome), 1179 nucleotides. RefSeq names its product proline-rich receptor-like protein kinase PERK8. The transcript has a single exon. Gene Ontology annotation, biological process: protein phosphorylation. Bases 1 to 1179 code for a protein of 392 amino acids. Gene Ontology annotation, molecular function: ATP binding; protein kinase activity. NCBI's taxonomy places the organism in Eukaryota, Viridiplantae, Streptophyta, Magnoliopsida, Poales, Poaceae. Gene Ontology annotation, cellular component: plasma membrane. The record is from RefSeq and is a predicted model, not a curated record.